AUGAUGGCUGACGAGGAGGAGCGAGCAGAGAAACUGGCUGCGGCCAAGAAAAGAGUGGCCCAGCUCCAGAAACAAAAGAAGAAGGCAAACAAGAAGACCUCUAGUGCUACAGAUACUCCUAAAGACUCUGAAUCAACAAAAGAUCUUGAACCCGAGUCUACUGAAAGUACCCCUGCUACAACAGAGGAGCCACCAGUAACAGACGGUACCAGCAACGAGAAGCCACAAGAGGACAACAACACAGCUACAGAGACCACCGACACAAAGCAAGCUAUUAAACAAGAGUCAGAAGCAGAACAAGACAAGCACGAUGAAUCAGCUAGAUCUCCCGUCGAGCCAAUGCCUCCUGCCCCUACAUCCCCUGGCCCGGACGUCGAGCCGCAAGCUGCUCUACUCGAUAACCCUCGUGCCGGCCAUACUCGCCAACCAUCUCUUUCGAUCCAAUCGAAAAUGCGCUCAUCCUCAUUCCGCAAGACCUCCGUUUCCAAAGGCAGCUCCUCUCCUUCCCCGUCGACCCUAAAGUCUCCGCAGUCACUACCGCCUCUGACCGGGGACGGCGAAUCAGUCCACGAGGUGUUCCGCAAGCAAUCAACGCGUAUUGAGGAGCUGGAGAAGGACAAAAAGCAUGUGGAGAAGGAACUUGGGGACGUCAUGGUGCGCUGGCGCAAGACAGAAGAACAAUUAGAAGACUUGCGCGAGGCAAGUGUCGACGGGGCGGAGCUGCGAGAGAAGCUUAAGAAAGCUGAAGAAAAGGCAGCAAGCAUUGAAUCAUUAAAAGAAGAGAUUGCCGCGCUACAACGGCAGAACUCACAGCUUCAGUCUCGCUCACAUCGCAAUAAUUCUGCCCCUGGAACUUCAGAAUCGCCAGUAGAUCUUAUUCGUCAACUUGAAUCCAAGUCAGCUACAAUUGAGGCUAUGGAGCUGGAUAUCUCGAAUCUACGCGCACAGCUCACUUCUGAAUCUUCCUCGUCCGAAGCACAUGCGGCCCAGAUAGCCGCAUUAGAAGAGAAAGCGUCACAGAGCCAGACCGCACUCGAGCGUGUGCAGCGCGAUCUGACCGAUACCAAAGAAGCAUUGACGCGCGCCUCGGAGAAGGCACUCAAGGAAGGCGUAGACAAGACCUCUACCGACACCUUGAUCAAGAAUCUCCAGCGCGAGAUCGAAGAAGUCAAGAGUGAGAAGAGCGAAGCCGACAAGAAAAUUGAUACCCUGGAAAAGAAACUGCAGGCACUGGGUAAUUUACACAAAGAGUCCGAGACUCGACACCAGACCCGAUUGAAGGAGACGGAGAAAUUAGAGAAGGAGAAUGCAGUACAGCUGAAGAGGCUCGCUAGCGUCGAGAACGAGAAUCUUCGUCUCCGCGAGGAACAAGACCGCACGCGCAAGCGCGAUGCAAGCGGCGCCGCCGACGACGAGCUCGAAGAGCUCGAAGACGAAGAGCGUCAGCGGUUGGAACGCCGUAUCCGCGAAUUAGAGGGUGAAGUCUUCGAUCUGCGCCGCGGUGUCUGGCAAGAGAAGCGCCAGGAACUAGCCGACCAUCAGCAUAACAUCGAAGGUAGCGAAGCUGGCGGGGAUGCCGGAGCGAAUGCCUUCGAUGAUGUUGAUCUGAUAGGCGGCCGGCCUGACCAUAGUCGUCGUCGUAGCAUGGCCAUGCAGCAGCACUCUUCACUUUCGACGGUACUGUCUAGUGGUAUUGCGGCCUUCACUGGUAGUGCCAAUCGCCCUCGUGCUGGUUCUAACCAGCCUCAAGCUACCCGCGGCAGUCUUGAGCUCCUAGCCGAAGAGAAUUUCGAUGACGAGUUUGACGAAGCGGAGUUUGCUCGAGCCCAGGCUGAAGAGGAGGCUCGCAAGCGUGUUGAGUGGGUACGUGAGAUCAAGCGUAAGCUGCGUGACUGGAAUAGCUGGCGCUUAGAUCUUGUUGAUAGUCGCGCUGGCGCUGAGGGCUUCGGCGUGGGUAUGGGCCAAAUCUUUGAGGUAUAG
Molecule: messenger RNA, 1980 nt
Organism: Penicillium taxi
Lineage: Eukaryota; Fungi; Ascomycota; Eurotiomycetes; Eurotiales; Aspergillaceae
Exons: 3
Coding region: 1-1980 (659 amino acids)
Source: RefSeq, a predicted model, not a curated record